Messenger RNA from Haemorhous mexicanus (house finch), 10460 nucleotides. It is a transcript of the gene SLCO5A1, whose product is annotated as solute carrier organic anion transporter family member 5A1. Gene Ontology annotation, molecular function: protein binding. The record is from RefSeq and is a predicted model, not a curated record. Gene Ontology annotation, biological process: sodium-independent organic anion transport; transmembrane transport. Lineage: Eukaryota; Metazoa; Chordata; Aves; Passeriformes; Fringillidae. Gene Ontology annotation, cellular component: membrane. The transcript is spliced from 9 exons. Bases 168 to 2732 code for a protein of 854 amino acids.
GGCUGACACGUGCGGCGGGGCGGCCGGCGGCCGCGGCUAGGGCCACCCCCCUCCCCUUCCUCCUCCCCUCCUCGCUAUGCUGCGCUCUCGCCGGGCCCCUCAGCGGACUCGACGCACAGCAGCGAUGGAGCCGGCCGGGCUCCUGUGAGGCCGCCGCCGGACCCAGCAUGGCCUCGGCGGGGUCCCCGGAGCAGCGGCUCCCCGGGGCGGAGCGGCCGGCGGCGGCGGCGGGGGGCCGGGCGGAGGCGCCGCGGUGCCGCAGUUUGCCCGCGCUCGGCUCCCCCCUGGCGGCCGGGGGGGGCGGCGGCGGCCGGCCGAGCCCCGCCGAGGGACCCGCUCCCGAGGCCGAGCGGGGCGAGGGCGCCGCCGCCGUCGCCGAGGCUGGCCGGCUCCCCGCCGCCGCCAGCGGCAGCGGGAGCUUCCCCUGGAAGACGGAGGGCAGCCAGCCGGCGGCGCCCGGUCGAGGGGUAUCCCUGGGCCCCCCGCUGCUGCUGCCUCCGCCGCCGCCGGCGCUGCUGCUGGCGGGCCCCCCGGGCAGAGCGUGCCUGCGGGCAGUGCUGGCGGACUCGCGCUUCUUCCUGGUGUGCAUGUGCUUCCUGACCUUCAUCCAGUCCCUCAUGGUCUCCGGCUACUUGAGCAGCGUCAUCACCACCAUCGAGCGGAGAUACAGCCUCAAGAGCUCGGAGUCGGGGCUGCUGGUCAGCUGCUUCGACAUCGGGAGCCUGGUGGUGGUGGUCUUCAUCAGCUACUUCGGGGGUCGCGGGCGGAGGCCGCUCUGGCUGGCCGUAGGGGGGCUUUUCAUCGCCCUGGGCGCUGCGCUCUUCUCCUUACCUCACUUCAUCUCUCCGCCGUACCAGAUCCAGGAACUGAACUCCUCCGUCAGUAACGAGGGCUUGUGCGUGGCCGGCAAUGGCACUGCCAAAGAGCAGUGGGACUCAUCGGCCUGCAUCAAGGACACCGGUGGAAACGACCACUCUCUCUAUGUAGCUUUAUUCAUUUGUGCCCAAAUCCUCAUUGGCAUGGGCUCGACACCCAUCUAUACCUUGGGACCAACCUACUUAGAUGACAAUGUCAAGAAAGAAAACGCCUCGCUUUACCUAGCCAUCAUGUACGUAAUGGGAGCACUUGGACCUGCAGCUGGAUACUUAUUAGGAGGACUCCUUAUUGGUUUCUAUGUUGAUCCUAGGACAACUGUGUACAUUGACCAGAGCGAUCCCCGAUUCAUUGGGAACUGGUGGAGUGGAUUUCUCCUUUGUGCCAUUGCUAUGCUCCUUGUGAUAUUUCCCAUGUUUACCUUUCCGAAAAAGCUCCCUCCUCGACAUAAAAAAAAGAAAAAGAAGAUGAAUUCUGAUGAUGUUUCAAGUGAUGAUGAUGUGAUGAAAGAGAAAACAAGUAGCAAAACAGAAACAGACAGUUCAGUUUCUGCCUCUAUGGGAUUUGGAGAGAAUGUUAAAGAGCUUCCAAGAGCAGCUGUCAGGAUCUUAAGCAACAUGACAUUCCUUUUUGUGAGUUUGUCAUACACAGCUGAGAGUGCCAUUGUCACAGCUUUUAUUACCUUCAUUCCCAAGUUCAUCGAGUCACAGUUUGGCAUCCCAGCUUCCAAUGCCAGCAUCUACACUGGUGUGAUUAUUGUCCCAAGUGCUGGUGUUGGUAUUGUCCUAGGUGGCUACAUUAUAAAAAAGCUGAAACUUGGUGCAAGAGAGUCUGCAAAGUUGGCUAUGAUCUGCAGUGGUGUGUCUCUGCUGUGCUUUUCAACACUCUUCAUUGUUGGAUGUGAAAGCAUUAAUCUAGGGGGAAUAAAUAUUCCUUACACAACUGGUCCCACUCUUGCCAUGGCCCACAGGAAUCUGACUGGAAGCUGUAAUGUUAACUGUGGAUGUAAGAUUCAUGAGUACGAGCCUGUCUGUGGAUCAGAUGGAAUAACAUAUUUUAAUCCUUGCCUAGCUGGCUGCAUCAGUAGUGGAAACCACAGCACAGGGGUCAGAAAUUACACAGAAUGUGCCUGUGUGCAGAGUCGCCAGGUGAUCACUCCGCCGACUGUGGGCCAGCGCAGUCAGCUCCGGCUGGUGAUUGUCAAAACCUACCUGAAUGAGAACGGCUACGCUGUGUCUGGGAAGUGUGACCGAACCUGCAACACGCUCAUCCCAUUCCUCAUCUUCCUCUUCAUUGUAACCCUUAUAACAGCAUGUGCCCAGCCAUCAGCAGUCAUAGUGACACUCAGGUCUGUGGAAGAUGGGGAGCGGCCCUUUGCACUAGGAAUGCAGUUUGUUUUAUUGAGAACUCUUGCUUACAUUCCCACUCCAAUUUAUUUUGGGGCUGUUAUUGACACCACGUGCAUGCUUUGGCAACAGGAUUGCGGCGUACAGGGAUCUUGUUGGGAAUACGAUGUCACCUCGUUUCGCUUUGUCUACUUCGGGUUGGCAGCUGCUCUCAAGUUCGUGGGAUUCUUUUUUAUUUUCCUGGCCUGGUAUUCCCUAAAGUGUAAAGAAGAACAACUGCUGAGACAGAGUUGGAGGGCUUCACCGGUGAACACUGUGAGUGAGAUGGUUGGACAAGCUGGACCCCAACAAAACUAUGCACGGACUAGAUCCUGCCCUACCUUCAGUUCCCAAGGAGACAUGAGUGUGGCACAAGGAAUGAACAGCUUAGCACAGACCUACCCCGGCCCUUUUUCAGAAGCAAUAAAUUCCUCAAAUGAAAAUGCAUUGGAAGAAGUCACUGUUGAGAUAUAGACCCCUGGCUUGGUAAUGUAAUAUUUAGUUUUGUUGGUUGACUUAGUUACGGCGCCUUGUAAAACACCUGUGCCUUCUAUUUUUAAUCUAAAUGUAACAUGUGAUAAAACCAACAAAGCUUGAUGCAAACAACCAUAAUGUGUUCCUGAGGGCUGGAUACCUCAAACCAACCCGAGUUCUUAUUUCUCCCCUCCCAACAAUGGAGUUUUAAAAAUUGUGUUUGUAAUUAUUUCAGAUGUGUCCAUUAAAUGUCCAUGCUCUGAUCUAAUAUCAUUGUAAAGUUGAGGUGUUACGAACAGCAGAAGUCAGUGGAAGAGUGACAAAAACUCAUAUUGUUGAUGUCUAGACUCACAAAAAUGCUUAAAUGUAUUGUCAACUUUGUAUCUGCAAAUUGUAUUUUUAAGAGAUGAGUGAUUACUGUGAGUUCUGCUACAAAGCACAACUGAACUUAUUUAAACUAUGCAACUUAUUUGGAUAUUUGUAUGUGCAGCAAAUUAAGUUUAAAGCUUGCUUUUAAAGACAUUACUGCAACUGAAUUUGAAAGGGGCUAUUUUCAGGCGUAAUCAUUAAAUUAAAUCAUAACAUAAGGUUUAAAGUACUGUUAAUAACAUGUCAAGCCAUACAAGAGUUAAGCAUCAGGUAACAUUUGCAAAUGUUGCAUUGUAACAUCUUUAUCCUGUCAAAAUGUGCAUUAAUUUUCACCUGAUGGGAUGUAGUCAUUCUUCACAAAGUAUAUAGGAUACUGUAAUGCUUGAAGUAAAAAACUUCAGUAUUGGUUUAUAGUAACAUUAACAUGUAGGAAUCAUACACAUAUGCCAGAGCAGAUAUGUGCAUAUUUCUGCAAUGUUAUUUGGGUGGCUGUUACUAGCACCAAAUCCAAUUUUCCUGAAGAAGAAAACAGCUGGUUAUAUCUUGAUAGGAAGUUUGGCUGUCCUUCAGAAUUGCAUGCCAGUCUAGUUCAGUUUCAGUGGGAAAGUCCUGAGGGAGAGCUGAUGGCCUCGUCUGGUGUCUGGGACCUGGCGGGUCCCUCACAGCCAGUGGCAGCAGAGUUCAGGCUGCAGGAGUGAGCAGAGGAGCCCCUCCAGGGGGCUGCAAGCAGCCUGCCCACCGUGGUGCCAGCUGGGAGGCUCUCCCUGCCCUCCUGGCACUGCGAGGCACUGAGCAGCCUGACACCCAGGGCAGCUGGGAAGGGAGGCUGGCUCAGACCUUAUUCUCUGCCAUGCUUCUGCUUCUCCAGCUGCCCGGUGCUGGGCAGGCUGGUGGGACAGGUCCUGGUUGUGUGGUGUGUCCCACACGUCUGCCUUUCCUUUUCUCACCUUCACUGAAAGCUCCUGUGAAGGCAAAGGGUGAGUUUGUCUCUCCUUUGGCCCUCCGGGUGAAGAGCUAAGAGUAGAAAUUAUCAGCAAGUGUGGACUCACAGGACAUGACGUGGCCUUUGUUUAUUCCAAAUUGCUGUAGUGUGUUCUCUCCCUGGUUGAGAUGCUGAAACUUUCUAAUCGAAUGUGCUUGGCAUUUCAUUUCUUGCUCUGGAGGCUUUGUAGUGCCAUGCUCAUGAGGUACUAAUGAUGUCUCAAAGGGCAGAAAAUUAUCUCAAUUGGACACGGGGAAGUCAAGGCUGUAUUGUGCCCUGCAGGGGAAGUCUUAGAAGUGUAGGAAAUGAAAAAGCAGUCUUUUAAGACAACUCAGUGAUAGUCUGGUUUGCAUUUUGCUGAGUAGAGAACUUGUGUGAAAAUAAAUAGGAAAGAGCAGAGCUUCUACAUAUUUUUGAACAGUUAUUCCUGAUUUAAUUGUUCAAUUUAGAACAUGUAUAUUGAUCAAACAUUACCUGGAACCAAGUCCUUUAAAAUAGAGGCAGUACUAUCCCUGGCAUCCAUUGAGUUGUCCUGGGAAGAGUAGAUUUCCCUCUCUGCCUUUGCCAACUGCCUUUUAUCAUCACCUGGAUCUUCUUGACCAGCACAUGGGACUACCCAUGGGGCUGCUUAUUUCAGAAUGUGUCAGUCCAUUUAUGUAGUUUGUAACAAUUCUUACUCUUCCUGUCUGAAAACUCCAAUUCUUCUACCCCAAACAUAGAGGAAUAUUGUUUUGACCUCUUCCUACUAUUCUGUCCAUAUUAACAGCCUUUUUUGGGUUAAGCCUGAGAAUGUCUUUUCCUUUUAUGCAGCCACUGGAUACGUGUCCUCAGUUAGUACACACUUCCUGAGAUGAUUGGCUUCUACACUUCUUGUCCUGAGAAAUAAAUUAAUUUCCUUGGCUCCAAGGUGUUUGGUGUAUGUGUGUGUGUGUGUGUGUGUGUAUAUAUACACGUAUAUAUAUAUACAUAUAUAUACAUAUACACACACACACACACAUAUAUAUAUAGAUAUAUAUAUAUAUACACACACACAUAUAUAUAUAUAUUUGCUAUAGGAGAUCAGAAUAGAUGAUAAAAAUGUUUCCUUUUGCUUCAGUCUCAAAUGCUUGUUGCACCAAGAAUUUUAUAUCACGGGGAAAAUUGGCAAAGUAGUAUGACAAAGUGUAAUUUUAGCCCAGCCCUCAUCCAUUUUUAUCACUUCCCCAUUUUAAUCGUCACAGGGAGAAGUGAAGAGUGACAAUCUUUUCAAAUACCUCAGGAACAGAGCCUUUAGGGAACUGUAAAGGACUGAAGAUUAAUCAUCUGUCCUGUAUUUCAUGCCUUGUGUGCUUCAGUUCCAUACAAAAACCAAGGAAGAGCAGAUUAGGAUUGUCAGGAACUAAUGGCACUGAUGCCAAAGAAUGAGAGUGAUAAAAGUGACACUUCUGCAGCUGCUGCUGUUUCUGAGCUUUCAAGGGAUUUCAGAGCUUGUUGCAAUGGAAACCAUCUAUUUUUUAGGAUAUCUUGACCCUUUGACUUCCAAGAACAUUCAUAUUUCCUAAAUACAUUUCUUUCUACAUUCCACUUUUCCUAUUGAAAAAGUGGAAUGUAGAAAGAAAGAUGUUAACUUUGGAAAUACUGAAAAAGCCUUCUUUACAUACUUUCAAUUUUAAUUUUUAAUUGGAAAAUAAAUUUUAAUUUUUCUUUAAGUAUUACAUGCAAAACAAAAUGUAAUUCCUUUUCAAGCAAUUUUUUUCUGGUUUUGGAUAAAGAUAAUUUUGGCAAUGCAAAUAAAUUUCUAUAAAACCAGUUAAGUCAGCGUCCUCUGAAAGAAAGAAAACCCAAACACUGGCCAAUUUUAGAUUGAUUCCUGAAAGAGGGUUUCUCGUGAGUAAUCUGUAACAGUCUAAACUAAGCCAAUAAGGAUAUGCAGGGGAAACAUAUUUUCUUCCUAGAAAUGUCAGUUCCAGCAUUGCCAUUGACCGAUGUAUGGACUGAACUGCUGACCAAACACUGUGCUCUGAGGCUGCCACUGCUGGAGGAAGCAGCAUCUCCAGACUCGAGUGCACCCCUUGCAGUAUUUGUGUUUGACACCUGGUGCUAAACCAACUUCACAGGAACUAAAAAAGAACUUUGCCUGACAUCUGGUGAAGGGGCCCAUGCUGCCUUCCUACUGUGAGAUCCUCUCACCAUAGAAUAUAAAAUUCCAGUAAGUUGUAAAUUUUGCCACCUUCCCUCUCUGUCCCUGAGCACAAAAGGUUUGCUGGCAGUGAGUACAAGGAAAGGUGAAGCAGGUGUCCUGCUCACCCACAGGCUGCUAUUGGUAGCAAACCCAAGUCACCUGCCUGCAGCUUACCAGCCAGUGAUAAUACGGAGCAACAUCUGGUGAUGGUCAAAGUGCCACCAUGCCAUCACAGGGACAGACUAAUCCCUCUUCCACCACUUAGUCCUGAUUUAGUGUGAGGAACACGAGAGGAGGAGUAGCCCAAAUACAUGGACUUGAGUAAACAGGUUAAUUGUCCCUGCUUAGCCUCCCAUUCACCCUUGUUUCCUCAAAAAGGAGAAAACUUCAGAAUGGAUGCAGCCAUGGCCUUAGGUGCUUAUGGAUGCAGCACCCUCAGGAGAUAAUUUGAAGAUCUUUGCAGGGCUGGAGUAAUCUGGAGAGUGGGACUGUCCAUGUUUCCAGUUUUAGUCAAAAGCCCUCUGGUUUUGGUCCUCCUUCUCCUUGAGCAUACUGGAUAAAAUACAGUAUAAUUUGGAACCAAGGACAUUUUACAGCCUGUCAGUACAGUGUGAGCAGCUGCAAGAACCUUUUAAUAUUUUGGUACAAUUUGUAUUUAUUUGGAAAAUUUCUGUUCUUUGGCCAGCCUGUAUAUCUUUAAAAGUGCAUGUAGUUCUUCAGAACUUACUGUUAUGUAAGUGGAGGCACAAAUCUCCUACUAAGUAUUAGAAAAGUACAUUCAAAAGGUCCUAAAUUAAUAUACUGUUUUCAAAAAUAUGGAGGUUUUUUGUAUUGCUUAUUAAUUAGUAGUAUUAGCUAUUCAUUCAUUAUGGCUCUGAUCCAGCAGAACACUUAAUAUGAGGGUAAAUUUAUAUAUUUAAGUAAUGCACUUGAAAAUAAUGUACAUUUGUAAGUAUGGGACUGAAUCCUUUCUGCAUUCAAAAAAAAAUCAUUUAUCCAAAGAGUAUUUCUAUGCUGAGUGUUUCCCCCAUGGUUUCAGUGAUAAUUGUAACCAGAAUAGCACAAAGUAGCACUUGAGCACUCUCCUGUGGCAUUCAGGUAUGGCUGCUUACAUAUCCAGCAGUGGAGGAAGGCUGUCAUUUUCAAAUAGAAUUCAAAUUCAAAAUAUUUUGUGGGAAUGGUCUAAGAUUCAUUCUUACUCUUCCUGCCAUUCACUUAUUUUAUAAAUUUCUGUCUGAAAACCUGUGUGUUACGUGGGGAGAUAGAUUAAAUAAAGGCAUCCUUCUGACCCUAGAGCCAAUGAAAUUGCUCAAGUAAUGCUGUAGACUCCAACUGUGCCCUUUCACAGAACUCAGACCUAGAGGUUCAGAUGAGAAAUUGUCAGCAUCCUGCACAAACGGAGCAGAGCACUGCCUGCUCAGGGGAACUUCAGAGAGCAUUUCUGGGACAGGGGUCAGCACUUUCUGCGCUGCUCUUGCAGGUUUUCCCCCCAAAAUGCCUGAAUAAUUGCUGCCUUACUACACUUUUCUGUGCACGUGAUACCACAGCCCUUCAUGGUGUUAUAUUGACAUAAAACUGAUGAUAAAUAGGUCCAAAGUGUCUUACUGCUAUUUUGGAGCCAGAUUCUUGGCCCCACCUGUCCAGUGUUGAGGCUGAAGAACUAGGCCAUACCUUGUGUUGGAAGUUAACAAGCUGGUGCUUUAGCAAGUGUGUGUGAACUAGGGAAUAUCAAGCUUGUUUAGCUUUUAUACUCUAUUCACUGGUUAUUACUACUAAUUUUGGAGAUUGAAGACAAAAAACUUCCUAAACAAGUUUAUCUUUUUCUGUUUUCUCAGUAAUGUGUCUUUUACAACGGCUUAGGAGAGGUCAUGCUGCAUGCUUCAGAAUUUGGGUUUUCCCAGCUGAAGCCAUCCAGCUGUGGUUGCUUGCCAGGGGCUUAAAGCAGCUGGUAACAGAGAUUUACCAGGACUGCAACCUGCAUUGUCAUUGCUUUGGACAGAGUGCUUGCUACUUAGAGAUUACACCUGGAAUCAACACAUUUCAGGUUCUUCACAUACUGGACUUGAUUCUUUGGGCGUUUUCAUCGCUUCAGAGUGCUUACAAAAUGGACAGUCAACAUCAUGGUGGGAGAUUUAUUCUUUGGUAGGGAAUUAGGGCUUUCUUCUUUUUUUCUUUUAAUGUGUUGUUUGACAAAUAACAAUUCAAAAAGAUUGCAUGUAAGCAUUGUCACAGAGUGGAGAUGUGGGGCCUUCAGUGUGAGGACAGGGUAUGGGUGAGUUCAUGGGGUUUGUCUCCUUUACACUGCAAUCACUAAUACAUGUUACUUUGUGGCCAAAGGUUUGAAAGCCUGCCUGAUCCUCAGGAAAGAAAAUUUUCCUAUAUUUUCCUCAUAAUUUAUUGUGGAAAUUAAGGAGGAAGGUUAACACUACCCAUGUCCUGUGGCCAUAUUUGUUGCAUUAAACUACUGUUAACAGCUACAGUUAAUAAUUUCAGCAGGCACCCUUCCAGUCUUUCAGCUCAGCUAUCUUUUUUGUUAAUGCAGCCUGUUAAACACAGAUGUAGCUCUGCAAUUUCACAGUAGCUCCAAAGUUUUCUUGACUUCAAGUGUUACAGAAUAGAUCCUUAUUUAUCCAGGUUCCAUUCUACUCUUCUAAUUAUUGCAUUAUCCAUUGUGUGUAUUGUAUUUUUUUAUUUUUCCAAUCUCAAACCAGUUGUCACAACAUUAUCCUGUAACAGUGUUUUGUUCAUUAUAUAGAAUAGGUGAAAAGCUGUUGAAUUCAUGAAGGGCUACAAAAAGCAUCCAGAAUGUUGUUCACCUUGAGGAAGGGUGAGACAGCUUGAUAAUCUCUGGACAAAAGACUAAACAACACUGUGGUGCUAAUAGGUACUGAAGUAUUUUACGAUGUAUUCACUAUGACUUAAAUGACAUACUCAAGGCAUGUCAGUGAUGCAACUGCGUGUGUUUCUGUUCCUAAAGUCUGGACUGCUCCAACAAGGACAGUGUUUGUAAUUCCUGGUGGGCCAAUUCCUACCUAGCUCUUCUGUGGCUAAGCAAUUUCAGGAAUCUCUGUAGGAUUUGGCCCAGCACUACUAGGUAAAGUAAAAGCUAGACAGACCACAGAGGUCUCAUGUAGAAUGUAUUCAGCCUGCUGUAGCAUGUUACUUUAUUUAGUUGCUUUGCUUAAGCAGGGGCUAAAAAUAAAUUCUGUAGUAAUGAGAAGAAACACUGGGCUAAAUUCUGGAACCACUUAACUGAGCAAUAUUAGCAAGCAUUUGAAUUAAAAUGAGGAUUGAAAUCUGAAAUAUGAAUGUUCUUUCAUGAAAAACCAGAAAGAGAGGGGUAGAAUAAGAGCAAAUUCUAUCUCUAGGAAUGGAAAAAGGCCAAAUCUGGUUGACUUUAAAGUGAGCUAUGAUUUACAAAAUGGGGGUUUGGUUUUAAAAUCUUGAAGACAAAAUUUCCAUUUUGAAUUCAGAACCGUAUUGUUUUUGUCUUACUGUGCCUGAUCUGCUCAUGCAGGGCAGGUGUCUGUAUUCCAAAUAGCACUGAAAGCACUAAUAGCACUAAUCACACUUCUGACCGACAGGCCAGAAAAUUUGCCUCUGUAGCAAACUCCAUAUUUGAAAACCUGGAGGGAAAUUUCCAAACAAAGCAAAAAAAUACGUACAAAGUGAUCCAAAGCUGAGUUUUAGUAAAAAAAGAAGAUAAUUUUGUGUCAGUGAGAUCCACAGUUGAGUGGAAGCUUUUCUGAAAGAAGAGCUGCUCUUUUCACCAGCUGAGCACAUGGGAGUUUGGCCCCUGGCUGCAGUGCAUACCUCUACCAAGUGAUUUGUGCAGAACAGCAACAGUCUGGGUAGUAUUGUAGGAGCAUGGAGUGGGCACACUGCCUGUAACUGUUUAGUUUUUAAAAAAACUUAUUAUUAAGCAAAUGUGUAGAGUAUUAAGGAAAUUUGUAGAGUAUGUCUGAUGGUAUGAGUGUGUGGGUGCUGUGCUGUGGUAAAAAGAGAAUUGGUUUAUGCUGGGUAUUUUUGCAUACUUUAGGCUCCUGUAUGGUUUUUUUUUUAAAAUUUAUAUUUAUUUCUCAUCAGAGCUUAGAGUAAUUUUAAAGUUAUAUGACCCGUGAUUUAAUGAAACCUACUGUCAGCAUCUGUUGUAAACAUGUGUUUACAAAACAAACUCUUGAAUACUUGAUACUUGGAAAUAAAAAAUAGCAUAUCA